Molecule: messenger RNA, 169 nt
Organism: Funneliformis mosseae
Lineage: Eukaryota; Fungi; Glomeromycota; Glomeromycetes; Glomerales; Glomeraceae
Source: the annotation of a GenBank genome assembly
GAGCGGUAGACGAACUAGUUGCAAGAUUCUUUGGCAGUCUUCCUCUUUUCUUAGGCAUAAUUUUAAUAUGGAAAUACAGGUAAUACCAAUCCAGAGAAAGGAAUGUCUACAGGCUGAUCAAGUGAUCAUACGUGAAAAUGCUCUAGAACUAUCAGGAAAAAAUGUAUGA